Lepus europaeus (European hare) is the source of this 4441-nucleotide messenger RNA. It is a transcript of the gene ZNF335, whose product is annotated as zinc finger protein 335. Lineage: Eukaryota; Metazoa; Chordata; Mammalia; Lagomorpha; Leporidae. The record is from RefSeq and is a predicted model, not a curated record. Gene Ontology annotation, biological process: positive regulation of neurogenesis; brain development; regulation of gene expression. Gene Ontology annotation, molecular function: RNA polymerase II cis-regulatory region sequence-specific DNA binding. Gene Ontology annotation, cellular component: nucleus. The transcript is spliced from 28 exons. The coding region runs from base 156 to 4169 and encodes 1337 amino acids.
AGUUCCGGCUUCCGAAGGCCGAUGGGUCCCUCCGCGGCGGGGGAAAGAGGAUGGCGACCCCGUCGAUGCCGGAGCCGGAGAGGAACGCGGCGCCGGAGGCCUCAGAGUGAAAGCCGCAGAUCCCGCGGCCUCCGGUCAGGCAGCUCCCCGAGCCGAUGGAGGAGAACGAGGUGGAGAGCAGUAGCGACGCGGCCCCUCGGCCCGGCGGGCCGGAGGAGCCCUCCGAGAGCGGCCUGGGCGUGGGCACCUCGGAAGCCGUGUCCGCGGACAGCAGCGACGCGGCGGCCGGCCCGGGGCCGGCGGAGGCCGACGACUCUGGCGUGGGACAGAGCUCGGACCGCGGCAGCUGUCUGGAGGAGGUAUCGGAAAGCAGCUGCAGCCCCGACCCUCUGCCCCACGGCUACCUCCCCGACUCCUCCUCCGUGUCCCGGGAGCCAGCUGCAGGCGUGGCGGGCGGGCCCCCGGCGCUGGUGCACUCCAGCGCGCUCCCGGACCCCAGCACCCUGGCCUCGGACUGCACCGCCUCCUCCUCGGACCUGGGCUCGGCCAUCGACAGGAUCAUCGAGUCCACGCUCGGGCCCGACGUGAUCCAGGGCUGCAUCACUGUGACCAGUGCGGAAGAUGGUGGGGCUGAGACCACCCGGUACCUGCUCCUGCAGGGCCCAGACGAUGGAGCCCCCAUGACAUCACCAAUGUCGACUUCCACCCUGGCCCACAGCCUGGCAGCCAUCGAGGCCCUGGCCGACGGCCCCACGUCCACGUCCACCUGCCUCGAGCCACCUGAGGAGGUGCGGGGCGGGCCCAGCUCACCAGCACAGCCACCCCCGGCCUCUGGCGCCGAGGAGCCAGACCUGCAGAGCCUGGAGGCCAUGAUGGAGGUGGUGGUGGUGCAGCAGUUCAAGUGCAAGAUGUGCCAGUACCGGAGCAGCACCAAGGCCACGCUGCUGCGCCACAUGCGUGAGCGGCACUUCCGGCCAGCCGCAGCCGCAGCUGGCAAGAAGGGCCGUGUGCGGAAGUGGGGUGCUGUGACCAGGACCCAGGAGGAGCAGGGGCCGGAGGAGGAGGAGGACGACGACAUAGUAGACGCUGGCGCCAUUGACGACCUAGAGGAGGACAGCGACUACAACCCAGCCGAGGACGAGCCCCGCGGGCGGCAGCUGCGGCCCCAGCGCCCCAGCCCCAGCACCCCCAGAACCCGAAGGAGACCCGGCAGACCCCGGAAGGUGCCCCGCCUGGAGACGUCGGACCUCCCGGACGGUGUGGACGCAGAGCCUCUGGUGAGCUCCCAGAGUGGACAGAGCCCCCUGGCGCCACAGGACCCUGAGGCGCCCAGCUCCUCGGGCCCCGGACACCUGGCCGGCCGGGCCCUCCUGGAGCCGGGGGUGAGCCAGUCGGACGCGGAGAACGCGGCGCCCGGCUGCCCUGAUGAGCCCGACGCCCUGCCCCGCCGCCGGGGGCGGCCCUCCAGGCGCUUCCUGGGCAAGAAGUACCGCAAGUACUACUACAAGUCGCCCAAGCCGCUCCUGAGGCCCUACCUGUGCCGCAUCUGCGGCUCGCGCUUCCUGUCGCACGACGACCUGCGCUUCCACGUCAACUCCCACGAGUCCGGAGACCCCCAGCUCUUCAAGUGCCUGCAGUGCAGCUACCGCUCCCGCCGCUGGUCCUCGCUCAAGGAGCACAUGUUCAACCACGUGGGCAGCAAACCCUACAAGUGUGACGAGUGCAGCUACACCAGUGUCUACCGGAAGGACGUCAUCCGGCACGCAGCCGUGCACAGCCGGGACCGGAAGAAGAGGCCAGAUCCGACCCCGAAGCUGAGCUCCUUCCCCUGCCCUGUGUGUGGCCGUGUGUACCCCAUGCAGAAGAGACUCACGCAGCACCUGAAGACGCACAGCACGGAGAAGCCCCACAUGUGCGACAAGUGUGGCAAGUCCUUUAAGAAGCGCUACACCUUCAAGAUGCACCUGCUAACGCACAUCCAGGCGGUCGCCAACCGCAGGUUCAAGUGCGAGUUCUGUGAGUUUGUCUGCGAGGACAAGAAGGCGCUGCUGAACCACCAGCUGUCACACGUCAGCGACAAGCCCUUCAAGUGCAGCUUCUGUCCCUACCGCACCUUCCGCGAGGACUUCCUGCUGUCCCACGUGGCGGUCAAGCACACAGGGGCCAAGCCCUUCGCCUGUGAGUACUGCCACUUCAGCACGCGGCACAAGAAGAACCUGCGCCUCCACGUGCGGUGCCGGCACGCGAGCAGCUUCGAGGAGUGGGGGCGGCGCCACCCCGAGGAGCCCCCGUCCCGCCGGCGCCCCUUCUUCUCUCUGCAGCAGAUUGAGGAGCUGAAGCAGCAGCACCGUGCAGCCCCCGCGCCGCCCCCCAGCCCCCCGGGACCUGCCGAGAUGGCUCCAGAGGCAGCACCUCUGCAGUCCCCGGAGACGCCACCCCUGCUCUGCUCCGACAGCCUGGGCGGCGCCACCAUCAUCUACCAGCAAGGAGCCGAGGAGUCCACCGCGAUGGCCACGCAGACUGCCUUGGAUCUGCUGCUGAACAUGAGCGCUCAGCGGGAGCUGGGGGGCGCGGCCCUGCAGGUGGCCGUGGUGAAAUCGGAGGAUGUGGGAGCAGGGCUAGCAUCCCCUGGUGGGGAGCCCUCCCCCGAAGGCACCGCUCCACAGGUGGUCACCCUCCACGUGGCAGAGCGGGGGGCCGGCGUGGCAGCUGAGAGCCAGCUGGGCUCCCCUGACCUGCAGCAGAUCACCCUGGCCUCCGGUCCCUUUGGUGGGGCUGGCUACAGUGUCAUCACAGCUCCCCCUAUGGAGGAGGGGACAUCAGCUCCUGGUACACCCUACAGCGAGGAGCCCGCAGGGGAGGCAGCCCAGGCUGUGGUUGUGAGCGACACCCUGAAAGAAGCCAGUACCCACUACAUCAUGGCCGCCGACGGCACCCAGCUGCACCACAUCGAGCUGACUGCAGAUGGCUCCAUCUCCUUCCCAAGUCCGGAUUCCCUGGCCUCUGGAGCCAAGUGGCCCCUGCUGCAGUGUGGGGGUCUUCCCAGAGACGGCCCUGAGCCCCCUUCUCCGGCCAAGACCCACCAGGCGGGGGACUCUGAGAGCUCUGCCUCCCCUCCUCCUGCAGCCAGUAAAGCCCUGGGCCUGGCGGUGCCCCCCUCGCCCCCGUCUGCAGCCGCCACGGCGUCAAAGAAGUUUUCCUGCAAGAUCUGUGCCGAGGCCUUCCCGGGCCGGGCAGAGAUGGAGAGUCACAAACGGGCCCACGCCGGGCCCAGUGCCUUCAAGUGUCCGGACUGCCCCUUCAGUGCCCGCCAGUGGCCCGAGGUCCGGGCCCACAUGGCGCAGCACUCCAGCCUGCGGCCCCACCAGUGCAGCCAGUGCAGCUUCGCCUCCAAGAACAAGAAGGACCUGCGGCGGCACGUGCUUACCCACACCAACGAGAAGCCUUUCGCCUGCCACCUGUGUGGACAGCGCUUCAACCGUAAUGGGCACCUUAAGUUUCACAUCCAGCGGCUGCACAGUCCUGAUGGGAGGAAAUCAGGGACCCCCACAGCCAGGACCCCCACGCGGACCCCAACACAGACCAUCAUCCUAAACAGUGAUGAGGAGACACUGGCCACACUGCACACGGCCCUGCAGUCAGGUCACGGAGUCCUGGGCCCAGAGCGGCUACAGCAGGCACUGGGCCAGGAACACAUCAUCGUGGCCCAAGAACAGACGGUGACCAAUCAGGAGGAAGCAACGUACAUCCAGGAGAUCACCACGGCCGAUGGCCAGACGGUGCAGCAUCUGGUGACCUCUGACAACCAGGUGCAGUACAUCAUCUCCCAGGAUGGGGUCCAGCACUUGCUCCCUCAGGAAUACGUCGUGGUGCCUGAAGGCCAUCAUAUCCAGGUGCAGGAGGGUCAGAUCACGCACAUCCAGUAUGAACAAGGGACCCCAUUCCUUCAGGAGCCCCAGAUCCAGUAUGUGCCUGUGUCCCCAGGCCAGCAGCUUGUCACACAGGCACAACUUGAGGCUGCCGCACACUCGGCUGUCACAGCGGUGGCCGAUGCUGCCAUGGCUCAAGCCCAGGGCCUGUAUGGCACAGAGGAGGCAGUGCCCGAGCACAUUCAACAGCUGCAGCACCAGGGCAUUGAGUACGAUGUCAUCACCCUGACGGACGACUGAGCCCCAGGGGCCAACGCAGACCAUGGAGUCGGGCCAGCCCUUCUGGGGGCGGGAGGACCCGCCUGGGUGUACCUCUCUUUCCCCUUGGGGUCCCCAGAUCCUGGGCAGCAGCAUCCACUCACGCCAAGGGAGCCAGACGUGUGCUGCUGGGGUUGGGGGCAGCCAUGGGCCUCGCCAGGACACACUGGGGGCCCUAGCCUGCGGGCAGGCUUUAGGAGAGAAAUUUAUUUUUGUUUGCAUGGACCCACUGGGCCCUCAGUCUCAAUAAAGGG